CACAACAGCCACAACAAGUGGAUGCUGCGAGAGCGCCUGAGCCGCGCGGCGACCAGCUGCAGUUCAAACGUGCGUGCGAGGGAAAUUGCAACAAGCGAGACGUCCUCUUGUCCGUAGCAGGAGGCGGGCUGGCCACAGGGAUUGCUUGCUUGCUUUUUGACAAACCUACAGCAAAAGCCGGGCUUGGAAAAGGCUAGUGAUCACCCACAUCCAUUCAUUCCCUCUCUCUGCCACACACACACACUCACACACGCACAAGCCCUCUAUUGUCCCCUCCCCCCGGCACAGGAUUCUUGCUCGUUUAUUAUUUUGCAAAGGUAAGGAGUGAUCGCCGCUGCCCAGCAUCCCCCCAACUUAGGCUGGCUGCCUCUCUCUCCAGGAGGUCUUGUUGCACACAAAGAGAAGCCAGAAAAAAAAUAACUCAUCAACCUGUAGGGCUGCCUGAACCUGCACCUGCAAACAGAGAUUGUUCAACACAAUCCUCUCUUCAAGCUCUCUCUCUCUCUCUCUCCAGAUCCUCAGGCUAGCGAGAACAGCGUUGCUCUUUCUCUGCCUAGGAACAGUUAAGUGCUCCUUCAGCAUGAGAAUAACCAAAGGGUGAUCCACUCCCUUGUCUCCUAUGGGGACCGCAGAGCCAGUUUUGCAGCCUUCAUCAUCUCCUCCUCAUCAUCUUCCUACUGUUGCCGCCAUCCUUGGUGCAGCUCCCAGGUUUGAAACACUGUUGACAGGCUGAAAAAAGAGGGCAUGGAUAGACCUCCUCACUGUGUAAACAAUAUGAGAGCUGGAAGUUGCUUCAACUCCCUAAAUAACAAUAUCAAUCAGUUAUCAGACUGCUAGGCCAAAGCACUGCUUGGAGGAAAGUAUGAGAAAACAGGCUAUUUGUAUUUGGUGACACUGGUGAACUAAAGACCUGAAACUUUUUUGGUGGUAAAAAACUAACAGAAGAGUUGCCCUCUCGAGUUGCAUAAACAUUUGCUCCUUGCUGGAUGUAAUCUUGGGAGCCUGCAAGAAUAUCAUGAAAUUGUUCAGAUCUGUUGAUCCUGCAUACACCACCAGAGAAUACUAAAACUAAAGGGGCUUGGUGGAUGAAAGGACAAGGCCUAGGCUCUUUCCUGAUCAAAUUUGAGAACUGCAUCUUUUGAUUAAUUUCCAUUCUUAGCAAAAGAUGUAACUUUUGUGAUACAGCCUGGAUGAUAAAGAGAUGCAGAUCUGUGGUUGCUACAAUUUUACAAAACACAGACUCAAGGCAACUGGUAUCCUGAUGGGUUGAGCUUCCAAGAGACCAGCCUCCAAAUGCAAACACCUUUGAACUUCCCACAGUAAAGCAACAAGCUUUGACAGCAGAUAAACCAAACGAUUUUGCAUUAAACAAAUAAACAAACAGUUGCAAAAUGGAGGUUGCAAUGGUGAGUGCAGAUAGCUCUGGAUGCAACAGCCACUUGCCGUAUGGAUACGCGGCCCAAGCACGGGCCCGGGAGAGGGAGCGACUGGCACACUCAAGGGCAGCAGCGGCUGCGGCAGUGGCAGCAGCGACAGCGGCAGUGGAAGGUGGAGCCACUGGUGGAGGGGGGCCCUAUCACCAUUACCACCAGGAACAAGGUCGUGGUGCUUCCUCCUCCUGUGGUGGCAAUACAUCCCGCAGCAGCCAGCCCCAGUGCCAGAACAGUAAGAGGAAGAAGCGAGGCAAAAAGAGAAGCCACCAUCUGGGAAGCAGGGAAUGUGGGGCCUCCUUCCCCUGCUCUGAGUUGUUGCCUCUCAGCGGCUCAGAAGAGAGAAUACUUAAGGAUUUGAGUGAGGAGGAGGAAGAGGAGGAGGAAGAUGAGGAUGAAGAGGAUGAGGAGGAAGGAAAGUUCUACUGCAGUGAUGAAGAUGGGGUGGAUGAUUUUUCAUACUCAGACCAGCCACCUGAUGAUGGUGGUGGUGGUGGUGGUGGCCCUGGGAGCUACAGCUCAGUUCGCUACAAUGAAUAUGAGUGCUGUGAGAGGGUGGUAAUCAAUGUGUCAGGACUGCGGUUUGAAACUCAACUGAAGACCCUGGCUCAGUUCCCUGAGACACUGCUGGGCGAUCCAGCAAAGCGGGGCAGAUACUUUGACCCACUCCGGAAUGAGUACUUCUUUGAUAGGAACCGGCCCAGCUUUGAUGCUAUCCUGUACUAUUACCAAUCUGGGGGCCGUCUCAAGAGGCCAGUCAAUGUGCCCUUUGAUAUCUUCACUGAGGAAGUGAAAUUCUACCAGCUUGGGGAGGAGGCCAUGCUCAAAUUCAGGGAGGAUGAAGGGUUCGUCAAGGAGGAGGAGGACAAGGCUUUGCCUGAGAAUGAGUUCAAAAGGCAAAUCUGGCUGCUGUUUGAGUACCCAGAGAGCUCCAGCCCAGCCAGAGGCAUUGCAAUUGUUUCUGUCUUGGUCAUUUUGAUCUCUAUUGUCAUUUUCUGUCUGGAGACUUUGCCAGAGUUUAGAGAUGACAAGGAGAUCAUACUAUCCCUGGCCCUGGGGAAGAGUUUUUUCAAUGAGUCACUGCACCAGGAUGGAGGGGGGCACACUGUCUUUAGUGACCCUUUUUUCAUUGUAGAGACAGUCUGUAUCAUCUGGUUCUCUUUUGAGUUUACAGUGCGGUGCUUUGCUUGCCCCAGCAAAGCAGCUUUCUUCAAGAACAUCAUGAACAUCAUAGACAUUGUCUCCAUUUUGCCUUACUUUAUCACCCUGGGCACGGACCUGGCUCAGCAGCAGGGCAGUAAUGGUCAACAGGCCAUGUCUUUUGCCAUUCUGAGGAUCAUCCGUCUGGUCAGGGUGUUUCGCAUCUUCAAGCUCUCCAGACACUCCAAGGGUUUGCAGAUCCUGGGUCAUACACUCAGGGCCAGCAUGAGGGAACUGGGGCUCCUCAUCUUCUUUCUCUUUAUUGGAGUCAUUUUGUUUUCAAGUGCUGUUUACUUUGCAGAAGCUGAUGAACCUACCACCCAUUUUCAAAGCAUCCCAGAUGCCUUUUGGUGGGCAGUGGUGACCAUGACUACUGUUGGUUAUGGGGACAUGAAACCCAUAACUGUGGGUGGGAAAAUAGUUGGGUCCCUGUGUGCCAUUGCAGGUGUAUUAACCAUUGCUUUACCAGUGCCAGUGAUUGUCUCCAAUUUUAACUAUUUCUAUCACAGAGAGACUGAGAAUGAAGAACAAACACAGCUGAUGCAAAAUGCAGUCAGUUGUCCGUACCUCCCAACAAAUUUACUGAAGAAAUUUAAGAGCUCAUCAUCUUCAUCCACAGGCGAUAAAUCAGAAUAUUUGGAAAUGGAAGAAGGAGUUAAAGAAUCUCUUUGUGCAAAGGAAAAAACAAGUCAGGAUGCAGGGAAUGGCAGUGAGACAGCAAAGAAAAACUGUGUAAAUUCAAAAUCUGUGGAAACUGAUGUGUAAUUCUGAACAUUUCCAAAUAUACUUAUGCAUUAAGAGUGCAGUGAUAAAUGAAAUAUGCAAACGAGUCUAAAGCAUACGGUAGUAUGCCAUUUAUUGGUUAAAUAUGAAUAAAAACGCAUUGCUAAACUUGUAUUACAUAUCAAGUAAAUGAUAUAACUUGUGGAAGGGGCUGGUUGAUCCAAUGUAAUUUCAAACUUUAUAUUUUUAUUAGAAUGCAAGUGUUUUGCACAUGAGGCAAAAGACAUUGUCAAAACCAGGACAGAUUUCAAGUGGGUGCAUGAACUGUCGACAUCACUAAUAACAGCUCAGUGGUAAAAGUUGGCAUUCAGCGGUAUUUACUAUGUAAGAAAAAGUGAAGUUCAGCAGUCAUCUAUCCAUUUAUCAUUGCUUUAAUAGCAGCUACCAUAAAUCAUUUGAUCCCAUAGUCAUUGUUUUCAAAAUGGUAAAAAAAAAUUGUAAAAAUAUAUUCUACAGAAUAUAGUUCUAAAUUUUAUCUUGAAAUCUAUAAUGCUUGUUUUUAACUGGAAAUUGACUUUGAAAAGGCUGCUGAACCUCCAGAAAUUGUUUAUUUUUAUAACUCUCUUUGGAGGCAUUGCAGCAUUUGUUGUCUAAUAUAUGGAAGAAAUGAAGUAAGAGAAUCUUUUAACAUGGUCUGAAUGCAGUAGCAAAGUGACUGGAAUGAUUUUUUGCACUACUUUAUAUGCUGGAGAAAUACUGAAAGAGACUUCAUACUGUGAAUGUUUACUAAUGUAAUAGUUCAAUGACAAUCAUUGGAAGAGUGAAUUCUGCGUCUUAUUUUAUUGUUUUUUUUUCCUUACAUGAUGCUGAUAGCUAAGCAGCUAAUGUUACAUUAAUUCCAUAUUCUUUUAAUUAUGAAAAUAUAUGAUCGGAAAAAGGAUCGUGCAGUAAAAUUUUAUAAUCAUUUUUUUUAAUCAGUCUAUUCUACUGAUACCCUUGAGAAAUAACAAUGUAUUUUAUAUUUUCUUUACUGCUUAAUUUGACAUUCAAAAUCCAAUAUUAAUACAUGCGCUUUGUCAAUGUUGAAAUAUUAGUGUACUUGAAGGGGCUGUAGCAGUAAUAAGAUGUUCCACUGCUACAGUAAUGAGGAAUAAGAAUUGCUAACUUUUAAAUGUGCUAUUAUUGGUGCUGUGUUUUUUUCCCCUUAAUUACAGCUUUCACCCAUGAACAUUUGAAACAACCUUUAAGACCAGAAUAGGCAUCCUGGGGUUUGAAAUGAAAAUUUUGGGAACCAGGCUGUCCUUGAGAAAACAUUUCUUCUCACCUAGGUUAGGGCCAGUGGUACAUUUCCUGUGCACCCCACACUCCUAUUAAUCCAAAUGGUAGAUGUGGAUGUGCAAGGAGUGCUCUAUGGGGGGCUACUGUGAAUCCUUCUGCCUGGAAUGAGUGCAUAUUUAACAAAAAGACUAUAAAGAGGUAUUUUUGGAUUCAGAAACGUGCAGGAAUGGCAUACUGAAUGGGAACUGUUUUGGACAGGCAUUGUGGUUCUAGAGUCAUCCAAAUUACUUAACUUGAAAAAGUGCUGACAUGGGCACUUUGGAACAGGUGUACUAAGGGAAAAAGGGGGAGUUACAGAUAUGCAGACUAAUUUUGCAAUGAUAGUCCCAAGGCGGGAACAGGAGUGUUCUGGAGCUGAAAUGCACAGGACAUCUUUUGGGACUCAAAACAACCUCAAUUUUUGUAAAUUGGGUGUCCUUUAUAGCAUGCAUAUCUAUCAGGCUAGGAAUGUUAAUUUGCAGCAACAGCAUGUGGCACAGAAAGGAGCCUUAGGCUUAGGACUCUCUUAAUUGGUUGAUUUUUUUUUUUUUUUUUUCCUGUGAGAUUAGAACAGGUCAUAUCAGCAAAGAAGAUUCUCUGCCUCUAUUCCAAUACAAUUCCAAUUGCAUUAAAAUUGCAUAUUGAACAGAGACAUUUAUAGAAGGUCCAGUGAAGACACUGCAGUAUGCUAUGCUGUGGUUAAAAAUGGCUAUAGGUGAGCAUCAGAUUUCUAGCAAAAUAUCCCAAACUGAUUUCACCAACUGUUUUGAAGUGGUCUUAAGAAGAGCUCCUGUUUAUUGUUGACAUUGCAAGCUAACUAGGUUUUAAAACGCAUUAUUACUUCACUAGAUUUUAUCUGUCAGAAUUCCCUAGAAUUUGGUUUUACAUUUCAUUCUAGCUAUUCUAAGUGUAUGGUGGGGGGAACAUAUAAGGAGACAGUGCCAAUAUUAAGGAUGAACAUUGCUGUAUUUACCAGAAAAUCAGCAAACAAUGCUUCUUUAACAGCUGACAAGUAACUGCAUUAUGAACAUAUGGAUUCCUUUGUAUAUUGGUUUUCUAGAUUUAAUGAAGACUGUAAUACCAGACAGUCUCAUUUGGGGCAAUAUAAAGAUAAUGAAAAUAAGGGAAUUACUAACUAAAGACUAAAUUGAGCAUUAGUAGAAAAUUAGGAGUGGAUGUUUGCCUGAUGAUAAGGGAAAGUGUGAAGUUUAGGCUGGAAAUAGAGAAUGAAUUUGAGAACAUGGUCAUAUUACAGAUAUAGAAACAACUUCAUAACAUACAUCUACAUAGCAGUCACAGAAUUUAGUGUGGGUUGACUGUCCAAAUAUUUGCCCAGCUUCUUAGGCAGGUUUUGCUCCAACGCUGAGCUGAGCUCCAUGCUGUUGCAGCCAGGCUGUUACUAGUAUCCAAGAUAGCAGAUUUUAAUGCUACCUCUGGCAAAUCUAUAGUGCAUGGCAGCCUAAAUGUACCAUUAAUUUCUUGGGAAAGAAUAUACAUUGCAUUCCUCUCGAGUACCUUGUAAAAACAAGCAGAGCAAUUUUAUGAUACCUGCUUUGUCUCCUGACGAAGUCUAUUCUAUGUAUUUGUAAUGGUCAAGUGAGGGGUUUUCAUUAUAAAUGAGAAAAACUCAGGCUGAAAAUUAGAUUGUGCUUCUAGUUUGGCAAAACCAACUUUGAACCAUAUAAAGGACUCUGCAUUUCCUGAAUGGAAACAAAUACCUUGACAUGAGCUGCCUCUGGAUUUGAUCAGCCAACUGCUCAUCAGUCCAGCCUGUUAUGACAUGUUAUGAAAAUGCCACAGUUCCACCCAGAAAAGACUAAUGUUUAAAGAUCCCAAAUGCUCAGUGUAAAAUACAUAAACCCAAUAAAGUACAACAAGGGUUGAAACAAUGUGCAAGAGAGAUCCUGUGUUGGAUACUUACAAUUCCCAUUUACUGUUGCUGCCGUCAAAGCUUUCUGAAUCCCAUCUGAUGCAGACAUCUACCAUAAAAAAUUUAGUCAUCAUUUAGGCAUUCUGAGUAUCUUGCAUUAUAAAGGAAAAUACAUCUCUGAUGUAACUGUAGUGAGUGGAAUUACACUAAGAACUAAGUUGGCUCUAAUAUUGAAGUUCAAACCAUACUGCAGUUGAUGUAUGCUCUAGUUACAAAGUAGUUCAUUUUUAUAAAUAAUAUAAAAUGAGAUAUUUUAUUUUGGGCCUGAUUCAUUUGCAUGGCUUUAAAUGUGAAAUAACUGCAUUAGAACUAAAAGCAGCAGAAAGUGAAAUUUAAAAGGGACACCAUUACUUAACGUUCUAAAUUGGCCUUUAUAUACAGAAUAAAUAAAUAUGUUUUUAUGGCAGUAUUCAUGCCAAGAUAAGAAAUCAGGUUCCUAAAGGAGAAUGCGUUUUCAGUUAACCUAAAGGAGUAGCGCAUUUAAUGCGUAACUUAACUUCAGAGAUUAAUUUGUUUCCCUUCUUUACAUUUACAUUGGUUCAUGGAAAGCUCACUUUGGACUCCCAUAAUUGUGUGAAAUCAAGUGUUAUGUUUCUUUGUUAAGGAAUUCAUGUCCAGGCUUUUCAGUGUUCAGAAAAGCUCACUGAGAAUUAUUCCACACAAGGCUAUUCCAGAUGGUAGAAAGCACAAUUCUGUUUGUUUUUGGUUUGAAAGACAAUCUCUUGUCCCCUUUUUUCUGUGUUGUUGUAGAGUGUAUAUUUUCAUUUUUUUGUUGUUGUGAAAAAUCAUUUUUGAGGGCUCAAAGACAUGAACAAAGCUGUUAUAGCUACAUCUAUGCUAUGUGUUUUGAGAAUAACAAAAAUGUAUUGUAGUAUGUUUUUCUUUGUCAAAGAAAACAUGAUCUGAUUGGAGUUUCAGUCAGCAAAGCCUUGUUCCCAGUAACAAAGAAAAAUGGAAGCCAUGUUUGAUGGUAAUGUUUAUAACCAUUUUGGCAUCAGGUCUUAACCCUGAAAAAAAGAACCCUAUUUAGUGGCCCCUAACAUGGAGAGUUCAUGUAAAGUGAGGAGAGUCCAUUCUGUUUAAUCUGGAUUUAUAUAAAAUCAGUAGGAGGUGGCUCAAGAAUAUGAAACACCUAUACCGGAUACAUUGCAUUUUAUAGGGCUAGUGUAAUAUCGAGUCCUAUUCUGGUCAUGCUGUGUUCAUGGAAAGUCUUUUUUGUGAAGUAUAGAGUUCUGGUAGGUGCCUUUACAGUGAUUUCAGAGCUCAGAAACUGUAAUGCUCUAAAACUUAUUCUAAACUAAGUUUUAGAAUAAGAUUUAUGAAACUUUGUUCAUAGUCCUUAGAUUUGAACUUUUUUUGGAGAUUUAUAACUCAUGUCCUUUAUACCCAGCUUUGACAGAUCCUACAUUGGUUCUACUUUCACUGUGUGCUGUUACAAAUAAAGACCUAAAGUGAUUUAAAUUAAUUGGCUUGAAAUAGUAGUAUACUAAAAACGGGUGAGCUUUAAACAAUUUACAUAACAUAUAAACUGUAUUUUUAUCAUAAGAUCAACCAGAAUGGUCAUCCAUAAUAUUUAUAGACAUGGCACAGGGUAUGUAAUUAUAUUGUUGACAAUCUGAAUGAUCAAAUACUUCUGAUUUUGCAGUGAAUGACAUCUGCUUCAAUGGUUUAACAUAUUUGUGCAUCUUUGUUUGAAACAGAUACCUGUGGAGAAAUUGGUUAUUUUUAAUCAUGUAGACUAAAAUGAACAUUCAUUUCCACCAGGAUCAUCUGAGGUGAAAACUUACCUUUACAAAUUAAUGCCAGGUUACAUACUUAAACAUUUUGUACCUGGCAACCAGGUACAAACAUAAAGGCUUUAUAUUCAACCAUGCUUUCUGUAUAUUAAGAUUAUAUAUAAGUUCAUAAAGAAAAGUCAUUAAAGCAUUGUGUACUGA
Messenger RNA from Gavialis gangeticus (Gharial), 8537 nucleotides. It is a transcript of the gene KCNA4, whose product is annotated as potassium voltage-gated channel subfamily A member 4. Gene Ontology annotation, cellular component: membrane; voltage-gated potassium channel complex. Lineage: Eukaryota; Metazoa; Chordata; Crocodylia; Gavialidae. The transcript is spliced from 2 exons. Gene Ontology annotation, molecular function: delayed rectifier potassium channel activity; potassium ion binding; protein binding. The record is from RefSeq and is a predicted model, not a curated record. Gene Ontology annotation, biological process: protein homooligomerization; potassium ion transmembrane transport. Bases 1392 to 3395 code for a protein of 667 amino acids.